AUGCAACUCGCCGCUAACUCCGAAGUAGGUGCGACUUUGCGUGAGAUCUUCAUAGCAGUUGAAGAGUUCUACAAGAGUACAAGCCGUGACUUGGAUGCAAGAACGCAGAAUGUGGAUCGCCGUUUCAAGGCCAAGGUCUGGUCAUGGCUUAUGCGUCAUACAGAGGUGUUUGUAAAACCCGACGGCGAUUGGGAAUGCAUCACUCUCGACGAGGCCGAGCAGCGAGAUAGUGAACUACAGCAGGCGGAAGCCGGUGGUGUGCGUGCAGAGUCAGACCCGGAUGAAAUUGCCUUGUCUUCUCCGGGCGUCCGGAUCUUUGUUACAAAAGAGAGAAUGUGGUACGCUCUUACAGGCCACGAGCCAGACGAUUCCAAAGUACCUGCGAGCGAGUUUCUACUGCUGUCAAUCAUUGCUGCACACAAAUCCAAUGGUAUUGCCCAGACAGAUCUCGUGAGACUGAGUGGUCAAGACAAACGCUCGGUUCCCAAGCGAACCGACGCUCUUGCGCAAAAGGGCUACGUCGAGAAGCGCCCGAUUCAGAUCAAGGCAGCCCGCACAAGUCUUGUCACUUUCCGCCGCUUCUUGAAACCAGCAACUGGUGAAUCGACCACGGAAAGCUCAUCAGCAGGGCCGGGGGCUCGACCGCUCAUUGAUUUUGACGCCUUCACAGAAAAGCUCUUUGGAACCCUCAAGGAAUUCGGCAUCAUCUCCCGCGACGACCUUAAGAAGCGACUGGAGUUCAAUGAUCGUUGGCGCUGGCGCAUUCUAUCUCGGGUACUUCGCAAAUAUGAACGUAUUGGCGUACUGAAGCGGGUCCGAGCGAAAUCACAAUACGACAAGUAUCAUCCCUGUGUGAUGCUUUUGCGGGAGCCGACCGAAGCCGACUUUGCCAAAUUCAAUGCGGCAAGCGGAGAACUGAGUGGAAGUGUUGAUGACCAGGCCGACGUCGACGAUGAUAUUGAGGAUGCAAGGGAUGGCGCAGGAGCUGACGCAGAUGACGGCACUCUUGAGAUGGGACAAGAUAAACCCGUCAUCGACUCAGGAAGAACUGUACCUUGUUGGACACCAGAUCGCCUCGUGGGGAAUCAGAUGUUCGAUGUCGUGCAUCGCGCCGGGACCGCAGGUAUCACCAAUCAAGAGAUCAACCGGAUUCUAUUUGGUAGCCUUUACCGUCGACCUUCCGAAAAUGUACUUCACCGUUUGACCGAUUGCUGGCAAUUGUCACAGCCACCGCAUCUUCGACAUCUUGGCAUUCUCAGGGAUACGGCCAUCGAAAGAACCAUUUUCUUUUAUGUACAUUACUCGAUCCAGAAUUUUUCCAAAAUGGUGGAGAAAGGCGACGCGUCAUGGGAGGCAGUAGAAUUUCCUCCAUCGAAGCUGAAAGCUGCAAAGUUCAAUAUUCCUUCAGUUGAUGCAAAGGCAAAGCGUGAUCAAUAUGGCUUCCAUGAGCCAACUGUCAUUCGAAAUCUCGUCAAGGAUGGCAAGGCUAGUCUUUUCGAGGCGGUCGCUAUCUGCAAACCACCAACGUAUCUUUUGUCCAGCAGCGAUCCAAUGCCGCAUGUUGCCGGGACUAUCAUACCAUCGCCAAUCAGUACUCGUCCACACGGUGGUCGACCGAAGGGUCCACGACCAAAGGGAGAUUACAAACGAUCAGCUUUGUCCAAGAUGGAGAGAAGCUGUCCCGCCACAAGCACAGCUCGAGACACUUCCGAUGGGACGAAACUCCAUGACAUUCCCCCAGCGGUUCCAGACCAUCUCACGUGGGAGCAGCCAGUGCGAUGGACGCCCAGAGCAAGCAAUAAGCGGGUGAAGUUGGAGGGGCUGUCUGAGAAGGAGCGAUUCGAAGCUCUGGGCAUGGAUGAGACUUGGACUGAAUACAACGUCUUAGUCAAUGAAUGUCCCAAUCCGGGCGUCUACGUUACGCCUCAGGGCAAGCGUAGACCCGCAGGAAAAAGGCAGGGUCGUCCCGCGAGAAGUCGUAUCGCUGUUUUUAGAUCAGACAAAAUUGCCCAAUUCCCAUGGUUCAAAGAUAACACGGAAGAUGCAGGCAAGAAGGCGGAAGCUGGACUUGAAAACACUCCCACCAAGUCUAAAGCCCGCCGAGGUGCUGUACCCAUUGCUGUGGGGGGUGGAUCUGACACUACUGCGCCUGUGAAUGUUAAGCCAGCUGCCCAGCUUCAAGUUACAACACGCGACUUCUCACGGAAAAGGCAAACUGUCGCUUUGACUGAGCCUUCAACUUCUGAAGUUGCGGCAACAUCCGAAGAAAGUUUAGAACGACCGAAAAAGCAGCCGCGCAUUGAGGGAUCUGACAAAGAGAUUUCCGGUUCACUGUCUGUGGUUUCUCAGGAUGUUCCUCCAGAGACACAGUCUGCUCCUGGAAGCACCACACCGGCUGAUGCGGCUAUUCAACAACCUACGAAAGCUGCGGCAAGGAUUCUUACACCCCAAAGGCUUCGCACGGCGUCUCCAGCCCAGCCAACACCCGCUAAAAAUAUGCAAACAAGUCCGGCAGCUCAUCCGUCCAGCGCCUCGCGAACCAGAAAUCCUCCUCCUUUCUCGAGAGAUUGGCUUUCCAAAAACUUGAAUCCUUCUGCAACAAAGCCAGGCCAUGUGACGAAGCUAGCUCAAGGUCUGGCGGAUCGCGGAGGUUCCGUGAGCUUGUUGAGGAAGAAGAUUCUCAUGGAGAUCAUCGAAAAGGCUGGUGGUGCCUACCCUUCCCUCCCUGAAAUUUGGUUCCCAUUUGCCACGGCGUGGCUUAGGCGGAAGCAAAAAGAACGACCGGAUAAUCGGACUGUCAAAACAGCAAUUAGAAAUUUGGUCGAAGCUGGCAAGCUACGGCAGUUGACAUUCUGUGGGAAAGGUCCCAAGGGGGCAAUGGUGACCCGAACCAUCUUGGCGAAGCCCGAGAUGUCCUCGGACGAUCCCUUGAUCAAAGAUAUGCAACGAAGGCUGCUGGCAGCGACUGAUCAGCGCCUCUCUUACUCCCCGAAUGUGGAACUGGACCCGGAGCUCACCAAAUAUGGAGGACAAAGUGGUAUUUCGAAACUUUGUUUACCGCUGGUGUCAGGCGCAACUGUUCAGCUGCAGGAGAAGCCUGCCACCGUUCUCGCCGAAGAACAGAGGACUGAGCGUCGAGUUCAGAAGGAGCUGCUGAAGAAGCUGGAGGAUCAGCUGGGGAUACCCCACGAUUCUUCAAACCAUGGCACCAAGCGCCUCAUGAAAAUUGGUCGCCGACAGCCCCGGAAGUCUGGUUCAGAAUCUCAGACUCUGAUCUCUCGGCCUGGCUUGGUCGGAGACGGGAAAAGGGCUAGGGUUGAUGGCGCACGGCUGUACAAACACAUAUCGGCCAUUGGACCUCAUGCGAUGCUGAUGCAUCCGACGCAAUUGUUCAACGAGUAUUCUGGCACCUUUGGCACAUUUGGAACAGCCAGAGCACCACGAAUCAUGCCCAAAAAGCUCUCCAGCGGCGAGUUAGUAAACUCCGUCCGCGAAUUAGCCGAGCUUGCUUCAUCAUCAAAUACGAUCGAAGGUGGCCAAGAGACGUCAUUUCAUUCCCAAACCGAUAGGAUUCUCCGAUGGGAACUGGACCACGAGGAGGUGUUUGACGAAAGCUACAAAGAGACUGCAGGGACGUACAUUGGCCAAACCGUUAGUGGCGAGUUUGAACAGGUGCGCAUCUCAGGUGAUAUUCAGUUCGUCGCCGAUAAGACCGCUCUGCCUCGGACAAGGAGCUCUAUGGUGACCCGGGGAAUGGGCCUGCUUCGAGAACUGCGGCCUGGGCCCCAACCGUUCCAUGUUUUCAAUGCAGGCCCUGCUCGUCGUCGUAUCGACGGGAUCGAUACGUCGAUUCGCAAUCGGGACAAUGUCCUGCCGGAUGAUGUUAGGGUACAGCGACCUCGCCGUCGGGGUCUCCUAUCGCUCGAUCAGACUUUGAACCGAAAAAUCAUGGUGGCUAUCGUUGCGGUACGCGUCUUGGCAGGUGGCUCUGAGGCCAUUCGAAUUGACUGGGAUCUUGUGUCAGCGGCGUUUCCGAAGCACGACCAUGUCUUUAUUCAAGACCAUGCUCGAAAUAUUCUUAGCAAGAGUCGCUUGCAAAUGGCCGGUAUGCAGCGAGAUUUCCAGGAGCGGUUCCUCAAAGCCUACGCCGAAGGAAAGGUGCCGCCUAUUGAUUACAACCACCUUGGUCGGUACAAUUGGCCGGCGCUGGUUGAGUGGGCAAACAUUGAGCUCGAAUUCUCCACCUCGGAAAAGGCACCGCUGCUUCCUGCGACUAGGCAAGAAUUCGACAGUAUCUUUGAGCUCCGGCCCGAGGCCAACCCAACAGCCGACGAGUUAUACGUCGCCACCACAGGCAUCACACUCAACUUCAAGCGUGGCGUGCUAGCUCAUGUUCCAUUUGCGGUCAAAGUGCCCGCUUCAGAUGUUGACCAUGGACGAGUUGGACCUCGCAAGGCCGAGCUUGCUCGUCUCGACGUGGUCAAGUCUUGGGUGCGUGCCAACGUGGCCGCAUCAGAGUCAACGUACGAUCCGGUCAAGGCGGAGGAAGCUCUCCGUCCAUUCGGUUCAUCCAUGAUCAAUUCUGCGGUCCAAUCCCUUCUCACCGAUCGGGUUAUCAGCAUGGGUAACAAGGGCCGACUAGUUCCUGGCCGCAACUACGACCUGACCGAUCAUGUACUGGCCUCUCUCAGCCGCAAACGACUCAUCGACUGCCCCAUCCUCAAGCGUGCAGCAUAUUUUAAAACAUCUAUAUUGGAUACCAAGCUUCGUCAAGGCGGCUCUCACGAUGUCUUCUACCACGCCGAGGACGGCGACAUCCUCGCAAUCAUCAAUCUCUUCAAUGAAGGGCACGUCACCCUUCGUCCACGUGGCCAACCGCGUGAUAAAUGGGGUCUCACAGACGGCGGGUAUCUCACCCGCCAAAUGGACAAAAAUCGACUACGGUUCGCCGUCGAGGUUCAUCCAACGGAUUCCUACGUCUGGGGCAACCCCAUUCAAGACCAAGUCGCCAAAAUCCCGGCGCCCAUGCCGCCUGCCUCGAAGGAUGCGAAAUCCCCGCCCAAGUUGCCUCUGUGGUUCGACAUCCACGGAUUUUUGAUCCCGCAACUGUGGGAAAUGGCCAUUGCCAGCGUUCUAGGAUGCGUGGUGAUGCGCCAGGGGCUCAGCGCCGAACGGAUCUCUAGCAUGAUCAAACCUGCGAUGGGGGCCUGGGAGAUUGAAUUGCUGCUGAAUUGGUUGAAGGACGUUGGUGUGAUGGAUCGGCGAAGCCGUAAUAAGAAGAACGGAUGGAUGGUUCGUCCAUGGUGGUGGUUGGUUUUGACCGAGGGGGUCGAGAAAGACACCCGGGCGGGAGAGAACCUUGCGAGACAAGACAACACGACGUCGUCGAGUACCGGGACUGUCUCACAAGCGGUGGGCUCUUUGGCGGUUACUUAG
This is a messenger RNA of Penicillium diatomitis, 5436 nucleotides long. RefSeq lists its product as uncharacterized. Gene Ontology annotation, biological process: transcription initiation at RNA polymerase III promoter; 5S class rRNA transcription by RNA polymerase III. Gene Ontology annotation, cellular component: transcription factor TFIIIC complex. The transcript has 4 exons. Lineage: Eukaryota; Fungi; Ascomycota; Eurotiomycetes; Eurotiales; Aspergillaceae. Gene Ontology annotation, molecular function: DNA binding. The record is from RefSeq and is a predicted model, not a curated record. Bases 1 to 5436 code for a protein of 1811 amino acids.